AUGAGCAGAACGAAAUUUUUGAAGCGAAAGCGGCAAGCUGCCGAGGCAGUCAAGAGCGACAACAGAGCCACCGUUCCUUCCCCUGAUCAUGCCUCGGGCGAUCCGAAAAACAUCCAGGCCGUUGUUAUCGACGAGGACCUUGAAAUCACUAUCGACACCCUCCAAACAAUCGCCAAAUAUCCUAACUUAAUCAAGUCUAAGGCGUGUAGAGACCUGAGAACAGCUGUCUACGACUUCCGGCAAGCAUGUACCAUAGGGGUAAAUGCCGCUGAAGAUUCAAACCUCACCUCGCGUAUCACAGCUGCGCUUGCUGAUGCCAAAUAUACGGACGCUCUCGUGCUCCUCGCGGAAAUGCAGAUACGAAAUGAGUCGCCAAAGCUGGGGGCAUUGUGUAGAUGGGUUCGAGAUCUCGAUGUUGUAAGUGGUCUAUCGAUGAAAGUAGAUGGUGUCAGCCGUGCCCUCGAGUGGUCAGCACAGGACAGAGAGCGCCUCAGAAUUCUGGCCUCAAUAUUGCGAGUGUCUGGGCCGACAGAUACCAGCUCAGAAGGGUUGAGCUACACCACAGAUCCAAUUCGCGUCCUGAAGGGCUGGGACAUGAGAAGCGACGAUGCUCAGCGUCCUCGCCCGGCGCAGUGCUCGGGAAAUAUCAAGGAGCUAUUCAGAGUCAUUGAAACCACGCCUGGCCAACAACGGAAGCCACCGAACCUCCAUCCUGCCAUUCUUCAUGCCAGUCGAGAUGACGCAAUAUUACUUUCAAAUGAUACGCCGCCCACGAGCAUCCAUCAUCACCCAGUUGUGCCCCAUCUUUCCCUUAUCAAAGACGUUCUGUUCAGUUCUGAGUGCUGCAGCAUCAUUGCUGCAGCUCAGACUGUGGGAUUUACCCCGGACGCACCGAUCAUGAGCUCGCGCGAGGACGUGAGCGUUUUGGCCCACAAUUUCUAUUGGAUCGUCGACGAGUCAUUCGCUGCAAGGUUAUGGCAGAGAGUGAAGCCCCAUGUACCCGAGCAGGUAGAUGGAAGGCUUGUCCGUGGGCUCAAUCGACGAUUCAGGGUUUACCGGUAUGUUCCAGGCGCAGAAUAUCGAUGCCAUAUCGAUGGUGCCUGGCCUCCAUCUGGCAUCAAUCCCGUGGACGACACCUAUAUCUACGAUGCGUCUCCAGCGACCGCCAAGCAAUCAUCACUGUACACCUUUCUUCUCUAUCUCAACGACGAGUUCGAAGCGGGGGAGACAACCUUCUUCAUGCCAAGUAUACACGACGGGGUUAUGAAUGCAUAUCCAGUCAAACCAGUGGCAGGCGCGGCCGCGAUUUUCCCUCAUGGCGAAGGUAAAGGUGCGCUUCUUCAUGAAGGCUCAGGAGUAAGGUCCGGGGCAAAAUACAUCAUAAGAACAGAUGUUCUUUAUGAUAUCAACAAACCUGUAUAA
Messenger RNA from Cyphellophora europaea CBS 101466, 1422 nucleotides. RefSeq lists its product as uncharacterized. The record is from RefSeq and is a predicted model, not a curated record. Gene Ontology annotation, biological process: peptidyl-proline hydroxylation to 4-hydroxy-L-proline. Bases 1 to 1422 code for a protein of 473 amino acids. The transcript has 2 exons. Gene Ontology annotation, cellular component: endoplasmic reticulum. NCBI's taxonomy places the organism in Eukaryota, Fungi, Ascomycota, Eurotiomycetes, Chaetothyriales, Cyphellophoraceae. Gene Ontology annotation, molecular function: L-ascorbic acid binding; procollagen-proline 4-dioxygenase activity; iron ion binding.